AUGAUGUCUGAAUUACAACAAGAUCAAAUAACUUCAAUAACCAAAACUCAUAUUGAAAAAAUAUUUGAAAUAAAUUCAAAAUUACAAACAACUAAAGAAGAUACAGCUAGACACGAACAAUUACUCAAUGAUUUAAAAUUUCAUAAUAAUGAAUGGUUGCAAAAAUGUGAUGAAUCAAUAUCAAAAUUAUUAAAUGAAGAAGAACCACAACAACAAAAAGAAGUAUCAAGAAAUGAAGAAAUGCAAUUAUAUGAAUAUUAUCAAAAUAAAAAUUCAUCAUCUUCUGAAAAUAGUAGUGUUGGAGAUUUAGAACAAUAUUUUGAUGCAAUGAAUAGUCUUGAAUUUACUCAUAAAAGAUUAAAUCAAGUUAAAACAAAAUUAUCUAAAAAACAGGUUACUUUCAAGGAAUCUGAAAUAUAUGAACCUCCAAUGAUUCAAAAAUUAAUUGAAAUACUUAGUAAUUUAAUUGAUUUUGUUACUUCAAUUACUGAUAUGAUUCAAAAUGGUAUUAGUAAUGGCUUUAAUUUUAUUGUUAAUUCACUUGAUGAAUUUUUCAUUCAAAAUGCAAUUAAAUUUGGUGUUGGAAUUAGUGACUCUUUUGAAGUCUUCUUUAGUAAAAAUAAUCAAAUUUUAUCUAUGGUUAAUGAUGUUGGGAAUUUAGUAACUUUCAAGUAG
Lodderomyces pseudojiufengensis is the source of this 675-nucleotide messenger RNA. RefSeq lists its product as uncharacterized. Lineage: Eukaryota; Fungi; Ascomycota; Pichiomycetes; Serinales; Debaryomycetaceae. The coding region runs from base 1 to 675 and encodes 224 amino acids. The record is from RefSeq and is a predicted model, not a curated record. The transcript has a single exon.